AUGCGAUGCACUUUCAAGGCCCCUCUGAUCCUUAACAUUCACGUCAAAUUCGACGAACGCAAACAAGUGCUGGAUGUGUUCAUAAGGAACUUGCAGAACGCUCCGGAAAGACAAAAAGUUAGGGUUGUCACGAAGCUAACAAUCCACCAGGAUCAAUUGCAGCCUAACUGGAAAUGCACGUUGAAGCUCAGAAACAAGAGUUGCUGUAGCAAGACGAAGUCCACGUGUCACAGUACCACGCUGAAACGUGGCGCCAACCCACAUUUCAACGAGAACUUCUGCUUCAAGAAUGUCAUUGCGUCCGACGUCAGGUACGGAAUGCUAUCGUUCGAUAUACUGGGAAAGAAGAAGAAAGGCAAUGAGCCUUUCCUUGGAACAGUCUACCUUCCCGGAUCAGAAAUCCAACUGGACUACGACACCGCCUACAGUCUGUCCGUCACCAUCAUCACCAGCAACAUCAUCAGCAUCAAGCACUUUACGACGAGCAUCAUCGACGGGCUCUACAUCGUCUUCUUCCACGUCAUCUUCGUCAUCUUCGACGUCGUCAACGUCGUCGUCUUCGUCAUCGCGUUCAAAAGACGAGUUGAUCGUUCUGGAAUCUUCGGGGCCCGCAAAAACAGCUUCAACCACACCAUCGACAUUAUCGAUUGCUAG
Molecule: messenger RNA, 654 nt
Organism: Mesocestoides corti
Lineage: Eukaryota; Metazoa; Platyhelminthes; Cestoda; Cyclophyllidea; Mesocestoididae
Source: the annotation of a GenBank genome assembly